Suricata suricatta (meerkat) is the source of this 2812-nucleotide messenger RNA. RefSeq names its product ring finger protein 4 (gene RNF4). Bases 278 to 850 code for a protein of 190 amino acids. The transcript has 8 exons. NCBI's taxonomy places the organism in Eukaryota, Metazoa, Chordata, Mammalia, Carnivora, Herpestidae. Gene Ontology annotation, biological process: positive regulation of transcription by RNA polymerase II. The record is from RefSeq and is a predicted model, not a curated record. Gene Ontology annotation, molecular function: zinc ion binding; transcription factor binding.
GAGGCCUCCAGGGCGGAAGUGGAUCGCUGUUGCGGCGGCGGCGUCUUGCUGGAGGGUUUCUCCUCCGUGGUUUCCGGGGGUGCUUCCUCGCUGGACCGCAGACUGGCUACUGCCGGACCAGACCGGCUCCAGGAUCUGAGGACACCGGACAUAUAUUUGUCUGCCGAUUGCGAUGCUAGCCCGCAGAUGAGUAACCCGGGGCUGUGAGAGGUCGUCCCCUUCCCUGCCAGCUCACACAGCUCCCGCCCUUCUCGGGAGGGUGGAGCCGAAGGGCACGAUGAGCACGAGAAAGCGUCGUGGUGGGACAGUAAAUUCGAGACAAGCCCAGAAGCGAACUCGGGAAGCAGCCUCCACCCCCGAGAUGGCCUUGGAAGCAGAGCCCAUCGAGCUUGUGGAAAGCGCUGGAGACGAGAUCGUGGACCUGACCUGCGAGUCACUGGAGCCUGUGGUUGUGGACCUGACUCACAACGACUCUGUCGUGAUUGUUGAUGAAAGGAGGCGGCCAAGGAGGAACGCGCGGCGGCCGCGCCAGGACCAGGCCGACAGCUGUGUGGUGAGCAGUGACGAGGAGGAGCUGCCCAGGGACAGAGACGUGUACGUGACCACGCACACAUCCAGACACGCCAGGGAGGAGGCGGCCACGGGACACCGGCCCUCUGGUACCGUCAGCUGCCCCAUCUGCAUGGACGGGUACUCUGAGAUUGUACAGAACGGACGGCUCAUCGUUUCCACAGAGUGUGGCCACGUCUUUUGUAGCCAGUGCCUCCGUGACUCCCUUAAGAAUGCUAACACUUGCCCGACUUGCAGGAAAAAGAUCAGCCACAAACGAUACCACCCCAUUUAUAUCUGAAGCAUGGGGCAUGCUCGGGAGAGGCAGAUGGACAGACAGCCGGGCCAGGUCCUCCACAAGCCGCCUGUGGCUUCUCUGCCUCAGUGUCCUGAGCUCAAAAAGACUAUUUCAGAGCCAGCAUCUGAUACGUAAACUGCUCUUUUGUUUCAAACCUGAUCUUAGACCCUUUCGUUACCUCCAGUUCGUUGCGAUGAGGCUGGAGCCAGGGCCCAGGCCGGGGUCCCCACCUCUGCCCCUGUGGGUGCUCCGGUGCCAGGGUAGGAGAGAGGGAGUUAGGCACAUCAGAAUUGAGAAUCGUGGUUCCAGCCUCUUUCUGGAACCUGCAUGUUUGCCAAGAAAUGUUCCCCGUUUGGCAUGUCCGCCCCGGCUUCCCCGUGGCAGGGUGCUGGCCCGGCCUUCCCGGGCAGGCUACCUCGUCCCUGGCAUCGGUCCGCCUCAGUGACAAGCCAGACGAGGUCCGUCCAGCCCGAGGAUCGCAGGCGUGAGCACAGCCCGGGGAAGACUUAGCCCCGGGCUGUCGUCUUUCCUGGAGAGUCUGAGGUCGGCCGUGACUCCACCCCGCCCCCCACCCCGGCAGUGACAUGCGGGGCUGCUGCAGCUCAGGGGGCUCUCUGCGGGGCAACUCUAGGAACGGAAUGUGCAAUAAAGCCUGUUCUCUGCCUACUUCUCGGCAGCACAGGAGAUGCAGCGCUGCUAGUGUCCCCUCGAGGCCCCUUGUUGCCUGUGGAGCAGUGCCUGUCACGUCCGUCCUAUUCGCCACCUGUUCUCAGGAACUUUCCCCGUGCCCCAGAGUCUCUCACCUGGCGCAGGUCAUGCCAGGCGUGUAGGGCAGAUGUGUGGCUGGGCUCACCACGCGCCCUCUGCUCCUUGGUUCCCACUGCCUAACUCUCCUCGUGCAUAAAGACCGAGCUGGCGGCAGGGCCUGUGGCCUUACCAGCCACCAUGUCCCCGCUGCUGUCCAAGUCACGGCUUCCCUGAGUUUCAGAGAGUCUGGCCCGCCUGACACCAGCUGGGCUCCUCCCGGCCUCCACCCGCCCCUGCACGCCGGCUGACGUUCAUUUCAGAAGCUGUUCCUCUGGCCUCUUGGGCUUUGGACUGCUCCAUAGGCUUGGCUGGCACAGUCCGGCGGCCUCUCCCCAGCGGACCCAGAUCCCACGCUCUGCUCAGCUGUCUCGGUCCUCCAGGAGGCGACGGUGUGACCCGACGGCCCCUCACAGCACAGGGCCGGGGGCGGCCAGCCGGGGAGAGGCCUUGCCCUGCCACCGCCUCCGCAGCCGCAGCACAGGGCUUCUUGCCACCCACCAGCCUCUCCGUGUGAGAGCCGCAAGGUGGGAAGGGGCCGCCUCGGGCUUUGCUAGCAAUAACUGACCUUCAGCUUUCCCUCUGAAGGAGCAGGGACUCGGCACGGAAUUCACUUUAAACGGGGCUGAAGGAGUGUCCCUCCUCUAUGUGAAAAGAAAGUUGUUUUCUUCUUCAUUCUGACUUUUAACUAUUUGGCUCACUUCCAGUUAAUUUGGAUGAAAAUAAUAAUUUUCUACUGGGAGCCGAGGAGGGCAGGACGCCGUUCUCCUCGGCCCGACGCUGGGCAUGUCUGCCCCCCGAUCCAGCCUCCUUGCCUUCACGUUCCUCUGGGCUUCGUGGAAACUCGCUCUGUUCCGACAGCAGUACCACACUUCAGAACCCAGGACGACCGUGCAGCCCACAUCUCCUUUAAGUUUUGUGCUUAAGGACAAAUGGUUGAUCAUUAGCUUGUAUUCCUUCAUUCUAAAUUAAAUUGGGAAAAAAUGUUUAGUUUCUCCUAUUCAGAAACUACAAAAUAGGUUGGUAAGAAAAUCAUUUUCCUUUCUUCAUUGUACAUAGUUCGGAUCUUUCUUUGUUACACUUAAUCUAUAUCCAUGUACAUCCGUCUUUUUGACUCUACUAGUGUUACAGAUGGAAAUAAAAUAAUUAAUUUGAACCAGA